AUGAAUGAAGAGCCAUUACCGGCAAUCCUCAUGCCUCUCUCUCGUGUCUCCGACUGUGACCUCCUAUGCGGAGAGGACACAUCCGAAAUCCUCACCGGAGAUUCGACGGAAUACUCCUCCGAUCUCGGUUCAUCGUCGCCGUCGCCGUCAUUAUUCGCGGAAGAGGAAGAGGCCAUUUCCAUUUUCAUGGAACAGGAGCGUAAGUUCGUCCCUGGAUUCGAUUACCUCUCAAGAUUCCAAUCUCGUUCUCUAGAUGCCAACGCCAGAGAAGAAUCCGUUGCAUGGAUUCUCAAGGUACAUGCGUACUAUGGUUUUCAGCCGUUGACGGGGUAUCUUUCGGUUAACUAUAUGGAUCGGUUUUUGGAUUCUCGAACUUUACCGGAAUCAAAUGGAUGGCCUCUGCAACUUUUAUCAGUUGCAUGUUUGUCUUUAGCAGCAAAGAUGGAGGAACCCCUAGUUCCUUCUCUCUUGGACCUUCAGGUAGAAGGUGCUAAAUACAUAUUUCAACCGCAAACGAUUUUAAGAAUGGAGCUUCUUGUUCUAACUGUGUUGGAUUGGAGGCUAAGAUCAGUCACCCCACUCAGCUUUCUGAGUUUCUUUGCGUGCAAACUAGAUUCAACUGGAGCAUUCACCGACUUCCUCAUUUCACGUGCUACAGAAAUCAUCUUAUCUAAUAUCCAAGAAGCUGGCUUUCUUGCCUACAGGCCAUCAUGCAUUGCUGCAGCUGCAAUACUCUCUGCAGCUAAUGAAAUUCCUAAUUGGUCUUUUGUUAAGCCUGAACAUGCUGAGUCAUGGUGUGAGGGCCUAAGAAAAGAAAAAAUUAUAGGGUGCUAUGAAUUGAUGCAAGAAAUUGUGAUAAGCAAUAACCCAAGAAAUCCACCUAAAGUGUUGCCACAGCUGCGAGUUACAACUCGAACCCGAAAGUGGUCCAAUGUCUCAUCAUCAUCUCCAUCUUCCUCCUCUUCACCCUCUUUCUCAUUAUCUUAUAAAAAAAGUAAACUAGAUAGUAACUGCUUCUGGGUAGAUGAUGACAAAGGAAACUCUGAGUGA
Messenger RNA from Lathyrus sativus (Indian pea), 1050 nucleotides. Lineage: Eukaryota; Viridiplantae; Streptophyta; Magnoliopsida; Fabales; Fabaceae. The record is from the annotation of a GenBank genome assembly.